This is a messenger RNA of Cyphomyrmex costatus, 2734 nucleotides long. Its product is annotated as protein groucho-1. The record is from RefSeq and is a predicted model, not a curated record. Gene Ontology annotation, cellular component: nucleus; transcription regulator complex. Gene Ontology annotation, molecular function: protein binding; transcription corepressor activity. The coding region runs from base 49 to 2520 and encodes 823 amino acids. The transcript has 12 exons. Gene Ontology annotation, biological process: negative regulation of canonical Wnt signaling pathway; regulation of DNA-templated transcription. NCBI's taxonomy places the organism in Eukaryota, Metazoa, Arthropoda, Insecta, Hymenoptera, Formicidae.
GACGUGUGGUGACGUAAAAGAAACAAAAACUUCGGAUAUACCUUGGCCAUGUACCCCGGCGCGAGCAUGAACGCGGCGGCGGCGGCAGCCGUGGCAGCCGCAGCGCGACAUCCGGGCCCGCCGCAACCGAACCAGCCAUUCAAGUUCACGGUUAGCGAGUCCUGCGACAGGAUCAAGGAGGAGUUCAAUUUCCUGCAGGCACAAUAUCACUCGCUGAAGCUAGACUGCGAGAAACUGGCUAACGACAAGAUCGAGAUUCAGCGACACUACGUGAUGUACUACGAGAUGUCAUACGGCCUAAAUGUGGAAAUGCACAAGCAGACGGAGAUAUCUAAAAGGUUGAGCAACAUCAUCACACAAAUCAUACCAUUUCUUUCUCAAGAACAUCAACAACAAGUCGCUGGUGCUUUAGACAGAGCAAAGCAAAUUACGAUGACCGAAUUAAAUACCAUAAUGGGACAGCAGAGGCCAGACAUACCGCGGUUCCUUCAGCAAAUGCACGCUCAGCAAAUACCGCCGGGAGCGGCGAUGGCUCAUCCGGGUUUACCUGGACUUCCCGGAUUGGGGCCAGCUGCCGGUCUUCCGGUACCAACUUCCGCGUCCGCGGCUUUGCUGACUGGUCUCGGACUGACUACUGGACCCCCUGCGGCCCCUGGUACGCCCGCCACCGCGCAUUCUCUGUCGAUGCUCGUCAAGCCUGAAAUCCACCGUGGUCAACCGGACGAUCUGAAGAGCAACGGAGGUCUGAGUUCGACGGAAGAUAGACACCGGGGCUCGAUAUCGCCGGCUGACAAAUACAACCGAGCGCGCACGCCGCAAGAGCCGACUCACCACUCUCAUCACUCGCAGAACCACCACGAUCACCCGUUGCACCCGAUGAAGAAGAUGAAGAAGGAGCUCGAGACGUGUAAGGACACGGUACAUAGUGACGGUGAGAAGAGCGAUCAGGAUUUAGUUGUGGAUGAUGCAAGUGAUGGACCGCCUAGUCCAGUGAUGAAUGGUGUGACGUCGCCUCGUGAAAACGGCCUCGACAAGGCUGUUUCUUCAGUGGUGCCGUCAAUGGGUGCCGCCGGCGUGCAAACCAUUGGAAAGAAGGACAUGGCACCGCAUUCACCCAGAAGCGGCACGAGCAGUAACGCGAGUACGCCAUCGACUAAAAAGAUGGAGGAACGCGAGAAACCAACCACGCCAAUCUCAAAGUCGUUCACACCGACGUCAACAGCGGCGGCAAUCGGCGGUAGUAUAAAAUCGAACUCGGGUAAGCUAUCGCAGGGCCCGCCGAUGCCAUCCGGCUCGGUAGCACCACCUGUGGUAUCUUAUCCGAGCUCUUUGCAUUAUCCACCGCCCGGCCUACCACCGCCGCAUAAUCUCGCGCCAGUAGCGCAUGGUCAACAUCCGCAUGUUGAUGUGAUGGCUGCAUAUAACGGUUACGCGACACCGCGACCGCCCGCUGCAUUGCAACAACUAUAUGAUCCACACGCGGCUCUCAGGACUCCCGUUGGUUCCGUCGGGACACAAGGUGGAAAACCUGCAUACAGCUACCAUGUGUUGAGCGACGGGCAGAUGCAGCCAGUACCAUUCCCGCAGGACGCUCUUAUGGGUCCAGGAAUACCGCGCGUCGCGCGUCAGAUUAGUACCCUCGAUCACGGCGAAGUAGUCUGUGCAGUAACCAUCUCAAACCCAACCAAGUAUGUUUAUACCGGUGGUAAAGGCUGUGUCAAAGUCUGGGAUAUCGGCCAAGCGGGCAUGAAUGAAGUAAAACCUGUUUCGCAACUUGACUGUCUACAACGCGACAAUUACAUCAGGUCGGUAAAGUUACUUCCGGACGGUAGAACAUUAAUAGUCGGCGGUGAAGCCAGUCAACUCAGCAUCUGGGAUUUGGCUAGUCCGACACCGAGAAUCAAAGCCGAAUUGACGUCCUCAGCACCGGCGUGUUACGCCCUAGCCAUCUCACCGGACUCGAAAGUUUGCUUCAGCUGUUGCAGCGAUGGCAAUAUCGCAGUAUGGGAUUUGCAGAAUCAGACUUUGGUUAGACAAUUCCAAGGUCAUACGGAUGGAGCGUCGUGUAUCGACAUUUCUGCCGAUGGCUCGAAGCUCUGGACAGGAGGUCUCGACAAUACCGUUCGUUCCUGGGAUCUACGGGAAGGCAGACAAUUGCAGCAGCAUGACUUUAGCUCGCAAAUAUUUUCCCUUGGUUUUUGCCCCACUGGUGAAUGGUUGGCAGUCGGAAUGGAGAAUUCGAAUGUCGAAGUAUUACACGCCACGAAAACAGACAAGUAUCAGCUGCACUUGCACGAAUCUUGUGUAUUGUCGCUGAGGUUUGCCUCAUGUGGUAAAUGGUUCGUUUCUACGGGAAAGGAUAAUCUGCUGAACGCUUGGCGAACACCUUAUGGAGCUUCAAUAUUUCAGGCGAAGGAAUCGUCAUCCGUGCUUAGUUGCGAUAUAUCGACGGAUGACAAAUACAUCGUUACUGGUUCCGGUGACAAGAAGGCCACCGUCUACGAAAUUGUGUACGUAUGAGACGUACAAAGUCGUGAUUACCAACUGGCCGUUGCAUGGAAACAGAGCGUUCGCAGACGACUUUUUCAGUACUCGGUGGAUGACGUUACGACGGAUGAUGUGAUACUGCUGUUGGUUCUCUUUGUUAUCACUGUUGUUACUUGCUCGUUGACAAAAAAAGUGAGAUCGUCGACGCAAUGCAGAGCCAAACGGACGAAAGAUACAAGACGGUAUU